Molecule: messenger RNA, 2072 nt
Organism: Corylus avellana
Lineage: Eukaryota; Viridiplantae; Streptophyta; Magnoliopsida; Fagales; Betulaceae
Product: very-long-chain aldehyde decarbonylase CER1
Biological process (GO): lipid biosynthetic process
Molecular function (GO): iron ion binding; oxidoreductase activity
Source: RefSeq, a predicted model, not a curated record
ACACUAUAUAUAGCCCUCCAAAUGCAUGCAAAAAUAGCACUUUGGAGUAUGGCUACCAAACCAGGGAUCCUCACUGACUGGCCAUGGAAGCCUCUUGGUAGCUUCAAGUACGUGAUUUUGGCUCCAUGGGUGGUGCAUGGCAUAUACUCAUUCAUGGCAAAGAGAGAAAGUGAUCAGAGAGACCUCCUCGCCUUGCUUCUAUUUCCAUUCCUUUUGGUGAGAAUGCUUCACAAUCAGCUAUGGAUUUCUCUAUCCCGUUACCAAACAGCCAAAGGCAAUAAUAGGAUUGUGGACAAAGGAAUCGAAUUCGAGCAGGUUGAUAGAGAAAGGAACUGGGAUGACCAGAUCUUGUUCAAUGGACUCUUAUUAUACAUAGGCCCUAUGAUUAUUCCUCAGGGUCGUAACCUACCCUUUUGGAGAAGAGAUGGUAUGGUUAUCUCAAGUCUGCUUCAUGCGGGUCCAGUGGAGUUCCUUUACUACUGGUUUCACAGAGCAUUGCACCACCAUUACCUUUACUCUCGUUACCAUUCCCACCACCAUUCCUCCAUUGCUACUGAACCAAUUACCUCCGUCAUCCAUCCGUUUGCCGAACACUUGGUGUAUUUCGUGCUCUUCGCAAUACCCAUUUUGACAACAGCGCUCACCGGAAGUGCCUCUAUUGCUUCCUUGUUCGGCUACAUCACAUAUAUUGAUUUUAUGAACAAUUUGGGUCACUGCAAUUACGAGCUUAUUCCAAAGUGGCUCUUCUCCAUCUUUCCCCAGCUCAAGUACCUCAUUUACACCCCCUCAUAUCACUCUCUGCAUCACACACAACUUCGAACAAAUUAUGCCCUUUUCAUGCCACUGUAUGACUACAUCUAUGGCACCAUGGACAAAUCAAGCGACCAACUCUAUGAAAGCUCAUUGAAAAGGGAAGCAGAGUCACCAGAUGUGGUGCACCUGACGCAUUUAACCACGCCAGAUUCCAUCUACCAUCUGCGUCUUGGCUUUGCCUCCUUGGCCUCCAAGCCUCACGCAUCCAAAUGGUACCUCUGCCUCAUAUGUCCCGUCACCUUCUUCUCCAUGAUGAUAACCUGGUUCUAUGGCCGUACUUUUGUCGUUGAGAGGCUCUGCUUUAAUAAGCUCAGAUUGCAGACCUGGGCCAUACCAAAGUACAGCAUUCAAUAUUCUUUGCAAUGGAAAAUUGAGUCUAUCAAUGGCUUGAUUGAGGAAGCCAUACUUGAAGCAGAGAAAAGAGGCGCUAAAGUGCUGAGCCUUGGUCUCUUAAAUCAGGGAGAGGAGCUUAAUAGAUAUGGUGAACUUUAUGUAGAGAGACACCCUAAGCUAAAUAUCAAGGUGGUGGAUGGGAGUAGCCUCGCAGUUGCUGUUGUGCUAAACAGAAUUCCCAAAGGAACAACCCAAGUGGUCAUCAGAGGCAGACUCACCAAGGUUGCAUAUGCCCUGGCCUUUACCUUAUGCCAAAGGGGUAUCCAGGUAGUUACAUUACGUGAAGAUGAGUAUGUGAAGCUUAGAAGAUCGUUCAACUCCAACUCCAACUCCAAAACUAAUUUGCUCUUUUCAAGAAGUACUUAUGCUCAAAAGAUUUGGUUAGUGGGAGAUGGACUGGAUGAGGAAGAACAGUUGAAGGCGCAGAAAGGAACACAAUUUAUUCCCUUUUCACAAUUCCCACCAAAGAAAUUGCGCAAGGAUUGUUGCUACCACAGCACACCAGCAAUGGUGACUCCAAGGCAUAUUGAGAAUCUGCACUCUUGUGAGAAUUGGUUGCCAAGAAGAGUGAUGAGUGCAUGGCGUGUAGCUGGGAUUGUGCAUGCCCUAGAAGGAUGUGAUGAACAAGAGUGUGGUUACACAUUGUCCAACAUUGACAAAGUUUGGCAAGCAAGUCUCCGACAUGGAUUUCAACCUUUGAUGUUCCCAAACUAAUCAAAACACUACAAUAAACAUUAAUCCACAGUGCUUGUAAUGUUAUAUCUAAAUAGAGUAGUUCUAUGUAAUGUAACUGGGAUAACGUGACCAUGAAAAUCAGUUAUUGUUUCUGUUUUUUUAAGUGCUAAUCUAAAGGUUGGAUUUUAAUA